CGCAACCGGUUCAUAUACUUGCGCAAGAGCAUAAAAUAUUGACCAAUUCACCUCGAUCUCUGUGUUCCAUGAUCUUGAACGUUACUCUUAUAAUAGAGAGGACCUAGAAGUUAGUUGUCACAAGACAUUUGCGGGAAAAACUAAAGAAAUAUCUUAAAAUAAUGUAAGGAAACAACCAAACAAAACCAUACAAAAAUCUCAGUAGUCUAACGUGCGCGAGCGAGACCCAGUCCACGCGCUCUCUCCCUUGCUCCUUAGCGACUUCCAGCCAUUUAAGACUAACGUAAGACCCAGAGGGGGUGCAGUCGGCGCCUGAUACGAAUUGGUGCAGGGUGGGGAAUUGCCGUUAUAACUAACAUGCUGCGAGACCUAUCGAAGCUGGCGACCGAGAUCGUUCGCCACACGGCGGUCACUCGUCGCCACCUGACCCCUGAACUGUCACUCCGUCUGGUGACCCCUGCGUGUCCGCUGUGGACCGCCCAGGAACACGAGCUACCGUUCCAAGACCCAUUCUGGGCGUUCUACUGGCCGGGAGGGCAGGCUGCUGCCAGAUACAUUCUGGAUAACGGGAAAGUGGUAGAAAAUCGUCGUGUCAUUGAUAUUGGAUGCGGUUGUGGCGCCGGAUCUAUAGCCGCCGCUAAAAUGAAAGCAAAAAGGGUUCUGGCCAACGACAUAGAUCCCUACGCAUUAGCUGCAAGCAAAAUCAACGCUGAUUUGAACAAAGUAAACUUUGAAAUAAGUAUGGAGAAUUUUAUUGGUAAAAAAUUAGAAGAAUUCGAUACAAUAUUGAUUGGAGACAUGUUUUAUGAUGAAGAAUUUGCGAAUUACCUCUUCGAAUGGCUACUAACAUUAGCUAAGAACGACAAAACUGUAUUGAUAGGUGACCCAGGGCGACACGGCUUGACAGAAAAGAGACUGCAACACAUCACACGGCUAGCUACAUACAAGAUGCCCGAUGACAGUUGUUCUGAAAACCACGGCUUCACUGAAACAUCGCUGUGGAGGAUGAACACAGAGUGAUCCAAUGCAUG
Molecule: messenger RNA, 1031 nt
Organism: Pectinophora gossypiella (pink bollworm)
Lineage: Eukaryota; Metazoa; Arthropoda; Insecta; Lepidoptera; Gelechiidae
Product: electron transfer flavoprotein beta subunit lysine methyltransferase-like
Exons: 6
Coding region: 358-1020 (220 amino acids)
Biological process (GO): peptidyl-lysine trimethylation
Cellular component (GO): mitochondrial matrix
Molecular function (GO): protein-lysine N-methyltransferase activity
Source: RefSeq, a predicted model, not a curated record